Messenger RNA from Priapulus caudatus, 1855 nucleotides. RefSeq names its product serine/threonine-protein phosphatase 4 regulatory subunit 2-A-like. The transcript has 8 exons. Bases 89 to 1852 code for a protein of 587 amino acids. Gene Ontology annotation, cellular component: nucleus; protein phosphatase 4 complex; cytoplasm. The record is from RefSeq and is a predicted model, not a curated record. NCBI's taxonomy places the organism in Eukaryota, Metazoa, Priapulida, Priapulimorpha, Priapulimorphida, Priapulidae. Gene Ontology annotation, biological process: protein dephosphorylation. Gene Ontology annotation, molecular function: protein phosphatase regulator activity.
UGGCGCCACAAAAACAGCGUCAUCACCCAUUUUUAGUUCGGGGUCAAAUGAAUUCCGCCUGAUUUGUGUAAACACGUCUAACUGAAAUAUGGAAAAUCCCGAGAGAAUUUUAGUCGCUUUGACGGAAUUCGAGAGCAAAUCGCCCAGAGAAAUUGUUCCAUUGUUGGACGAGUUUCUACGUCACAUCGCAAAAACUGGGGAGCCGGUCUUCCCGUGGGAGAAACUGAAGCCACUCUUCAUGCACAAGCUCGACGCGGUGAUGCGCGAAUUCUUCGCCACGGCCCCGACAGAGACGGUCGCUCCCAACCCGAACCUGGAGGUGGUUCCGUUCGACGCGAUGCGGACCCGCCUCCUAGACACACUCGACAAGUUCACAAGCGCGCCGUUCACAAUACAGAGACUCUGCGAACUCGUCACGGAACCGAAGAAACACUACAAUCGGACGGACAAGUUUCUACGUGGGAUUGAGAAGAAUGUACUUGUUGUCAGCACACUGGCUCCAUUCACAGGCAAAGAGACACCUAGCGGUCUCCACUUUGUGAACGGAAUCCUGGAAAACGGAGACGAAUCCAAAGCGGAAACGGAAUCCGGCAAGAUGGAAACGACAGAGGCGGCGGUGGCAUCGGCGGCGGCAUCUACUCACCCUGCCGCGCGAUCGCUUUCGCCGAACGAACAAGAGGGCGUCCACUCGCCGCAGCCGGAAGGAAACGACGGUGGCACCGCCGCGACAAACGGCGACGUCGCGCCGACAGAUGGCGCCACCGAACAUCCCACUUGCGUCGACUCUGCAGAAACACCUGAGCAUCCGUCAGAAUCGCGCGACGGGGAUGUGGAGCCGCCGCCGCCGGUCGCCGAAGCAGAAACAUCCGAACGUCUGACGGACGGCGGCUCCGCCGUCGCCACCGAAACGCCCGAGCGCGUCGGCGAGGGCGUCGCCGAGGGCGUCGCCGCAGCGACGGAGGUGUCCGAAGAUACGACCCCGUGCGACCCCGCGGCAGGGUCGUCGCCGCCGGCGACGCACGACCCCGACGCCGAGGUCGCUCCGCCCAUAGGGGGCGCCGCUCAGCCAAUGGAAACGAACCAAUCGUGGACGAGCGUCGACGACAAGAUGGACCGACCGCUCGAGUUUGCGACGACGACGGUGUGGCCAAUCACGCGCGCGCACGCCGACCAGCAGCCGAUCGAGGGAUCGGCGGAGGAUAGAGUGACCGACGAAGAGCCGACAUCGACGACCGUGGAACUGUCGGCGAUGGCAGAGAUGGUCGCUUGUUGCGUGCAGACGGCGGAGGCCGAGGAGAAGCAGCCGGCAGCGCCGACGACGUCACGCGACGCCGACCAGGUGGCGCCACUGGCGGCGGCGGCGUGCGAGAGCGCGGACGACCAUGGCGAACCGCCGAGGAAGAUACAGAAGACAGCGCACGUCGGUGACAUCUCGGAGGCUGUUCACCUCCCAACAGAGGGCGACACCGUGCAGCAGCUGCUGGCGGACGAGAACGAACAAUCGGCGCUCGUAUCCGACAGCAGCGACGCGCCGCAGCCAAUCACGUCGCAGGAGACGCCGGCGGAGGCGAGCGUCGUCGCGGCGACGUCGCCGACGACGACCGUAACCACGGAGACGGUCGCCGGCGACGAGAUACCGGCCGACGAGGAAAUCGAGACGGGCAGUAGUGCCGAAUCGAGCCACGAGGCGGAGCUACCGGACACUAAACCGAUCGGCGACUCGUCGUCUCCCGACAGCACGCCGGACUCUAGCACCGACCAAUCAAGCGCCGCCUCCCGGCCCGUCGUCAUGGAAACGACGACGACGACGGUGGCAGCCAACCCUCUAGAGGAACCGAUGGAGGAGAAUUGACGG